CACUUAGUCGUUGCCGGUGGCGGCUGAGGGGGCGCGAGCAGCGCUGGGCGUCGGUGCCCCCCCACACACCCCGCCCCACACUCCCGCCUCUCCCGACCCCCGACGGGGGUCCCGGAAGGGUCCCCGCCGCUGCCGGGUGCCUGAGGGACUUCGUGGCCGCCGCCGCCGCCGCCGCCGCCACGGGUCCUGAUGGAGCCGCCGAAUCGGUAUCCGGUGAAGCUCUACGUGUACGACCUGUCCAAGGGCCUGGCCCGGCGCCUCAGCCCCAUCAUGCUGGGGAAACAGCUGGAAGGCAUCUGGCACACCUCCAUAGUCGUGCACAAGGAUGAAUUCUUCUUCGGCAGUGGCGGGAUCUCCAGCUGUCCCCCGGGAGGGACAUUGCUUGGGCCCCCUGACUCUGUGGUUGAUGUGGGGAGCACAGAAGUCACCGAAGAAAUCUUUUUGGAGUACCUGUCCUCCCUGGGGGAGUCUCUGUUCCGAGGGGAAGCCUACAACCUCUUUGAACACAACUGUAACACCUUCAGCAAUGAAGUGGCCCAGUUCCUGACCGGGCGGAAGAUCCCUUCCUACAUCACCGACCUUCCCUCAGAAGUUCUGUCCACGCCCUUCGGACAGGCGCUGCGGCCGUUCCUGGACUCCGUCCAGAUCCAGCCUCCCGGGGCGAGCACCAUGGGCCGGCCCAACGGUCAGAGCUAACGGGACUGCGGGGACCGCCUGCCUCUCCAGGGCUUUGCGUUUUUAAACAAAACAAACCCUAUCAGAUUUCUAUUUUAUAAUUUUACAUCAGAGCUAGCCAUCAGGGGGCGGCUUUCUAACGUUCCCAAGAGGGAGAGCCCGUCGGGCCGCUGCCGAGGCAGCACGCGGCCCCCCUCCCCCCCGAAUAGCAUUAUACUAAUUUAUUAAGGCUGUCUUGUCUGUGCGUUCACUUCUGACGCUGCUUCCUGAGCAUCCUCCGCUCUGGAGACAGGGAGGCGGGUGGGUGAAGCAGAAAAAGAAAAAGAGGCACGGUCUGGGGCUUCCCCAAACCAGACCCACUCGCCACUGAGGGACCCAGGUGAGUCUGACAACAUCCAUGACCCAGAAGCGGUUCCUCCCGCAUUCACGGAACCAAAGGACGUGGGACCCGGGAUGACUGGACCCAGCCCGAGGGCUUUGGCUUUCCCUCCUGACCCCACCACGCCACGGGGCCAGGCCUGUGUCAUCGCCCCAGAAGAGUGCCAGCAGUCGGGCCCGAAGGGACAGGAUAAAGCCAUUCGUCCUCCCACCCAGACCGGUUGCCGACCCUCUGACGCCUGCGCUGGUGCCUCGAGUGCUCCCGCCGAGUGGCAUGGCCGGCCUGUCCUGGUCGCAGUUGGUAGCUCGGCCCCCAACCCCACCCUCGUCAUUGUGCUUUAAUCAGGCAGGGACGCCCUGCUCCAGGGUGAUGCCCCUGAUGCGACGAGAAAACGCGGAAUCGGGAUGACCUGGAACCUCACGUCGUUUCUGAGAGGAGGAAACGUGUUUUGAAGGGACCCGGCGUCCCCCUGCCGUUCUGAAGCAUGGCGGGACUGUGUGGGCCUUUCCCUAAAGUGCUUCCUCCAGGGGCUGCGGGGCAGAGAAUAAGUUUCUUAUCCAGCCAGGCUUUCAGAUGACCCCACCCCCCCCUCCACGAGUUGGGGGGAGGUGAGAAGGGGGGCAGGCUCUGAGCUGCUCCCUAGAGGCCCGGCCAGGGCACUUGUUAUUCUGCCUUAGCCUGUGACUGUCCCCGAACAGCCUGUGGUGAUGCCAAAUGACAUUUGGGAACUUGGGAGGAUUGGAGGCCAUGCCAUCAAGCCAUUGAGUCCCUCCCUAGACCUACCAGUUUGCCAGUGUUCCGAGAGAGGAGAGACUGGGCCGGGGGCUGUACUUGGACAUGGCUUCACUGCCUCCCAGGCCCCGUGGCCAGCAGGCAGCACCCCCAGACCAGGGCUCUGAGUGGUGUGGUUGGCGAGGCGGGUCAGUGAGCCUCUUCCCAGAGUUGAGGAGAGGGCACCCCGGCCCAUCCUUCCAGCCCUGCAUCCCAGAGCCUCGGGAGAACGCCCCCAGCUGCCUGGCCCCGUGUGAGCCCACGCAGGCGGGCAGGGAGUGAGCCCUGUGUGCGUCACGCUGCAGACGCCCCCACGAAGACCCGCCGUUCCCAGAAAUGGCGCUUGUACCUUGGAAACGCUUUUCUGCUCUGGGAGUGGAGCUAGCUACUGUGUUGAGCGCGGAGAGGGUUGCUGGUUUGCUUUGGUGUUUUUUCUAAUGCAAUAAACUCAUUUCUGCCUGUG
This is a messenger RNA of Sorex fumeus (smoky shrew), 2288 nucleotides long. RefSeq names its product desumoylating isopeptidase 1 (gene DESI1). The transcript is spliced from 6 exons. NCBI's taxonomy places the organism in Eukaryota, Metazoa, Chordata, Mammalia, Eulipotyphla, Soricidae. Gene Ontology annotation, molecular function: peptidase activity. The coding region runs from base 190 to 696 and encodes 168 amino acids. The record is from RefSeq and is a predicted model, not a curated record. Gene Ontology annotation, biological process: protein modification by small protein removal.